Messenger RNA from Cylicocyclus nassatus, 408 nucleotides. The record is from the annotation of a GenBank genome assembly. NCBI's taxonomy places the organism in Eukaryota, Metazoa, Nematoda, Chromadorea, Rhabditida, Strongylidae.
AUGCAGUUUUUGCCGUACCUACUAGCCAUUGUCGCCAUCUGCUUAGCAACACGUCAGCAGUCCGUAGCUGUCAAAGGUCGUCUAAUGUGCGGAAAUAAAGCAGCAUCCGGAGUUACCGUCAAGUUAUGGGAAGAAGAUGACGGCCCAGAUCCUGACGACCUUCUUGCUCAGGGUUACACAGACGGCGCUGGAAACUUCAAUUUGCAGGGCUCGGAGCGUGAGAUGACCAAUAUCGAUCCAGUGCUGAAGGUAUAUCAUGAUUGCGACGAUGGAGUGAAGCCGGGACAGAGGAAAGUGAAAUUUCGCAUUCCGAGCUCGUAUAUUUCACCUGGUGGAUUGCCUAGGCAUCACGUACAAGGAUCCGAGUGUACAUCGACUAGAGGUCCAACGGCAACAAAUGGAAUUUGA